Molecule: messenger RNA, 477 nt
Organism: Aspergillus vadensis CBS 113365
Lineage: Eukaryota; Fungi; Ascomycota; Eurotiomycetes; Eurotiales; Aspergillaceae
Exons: 1
Coding region: 113-379 (88 amino acids)
Source: RefSeq, a predicted model, not a curated record
CAAUACCCUGAUAGCAUCGCUACGCUACCUCCUGUAUUAUGACUUUGACUAUUUGGCUCUCUUGUUUUACUACUUUCACAACUCACGGGCUCAUGUACGAUACGGGAUAUGGAUGGAUUUGCUUCUCUUCUUUUCGUCAGGUGUUACUUUCGGGGAUUUCAGAUUGUGUUACUACAACCCAUUACCUUACCUUAUUUUCACGGUGCUGUGUGUUUUUGUUUCUACAUUUCCGGGGUUACUUACAUUAUGUUUGUCCCAUCCAUCCAUCUAUCCACAUACAUCAGACUUGAUGGAUGAACGGAUAGAUGUGAUAUGGACGACCUUACUUCGGGUUUCUUUUUCUUCUUCUUUUUCUUCUUCUUUUUCAUGUAUCAUAUGACUGACUAUCUAUGACCGACACACACUGGUUGUGUAUGUACUUUAUUCUACUGUACUAUUUAUCUAUCUAUUUAUCUAUCAUCCUAUCGAUCCACCAAU